Dromiciops gliroides (monito del monte) is the source of this 1264-nucleotide messenger RNA. It is a transcript of the gene TMEM200B, whose product is annotated as transmembrane protein 200B. NCBI's taxonomy places the organism in Eukaryota, Metazoa, Chordata, Mammalia, Microbiotheria, Microbiotheriidae. The record is from RefSeq and is a predicted model, not a curated record.
CCCGCCUGCGGCCCCGGAGAAUCCGGGGGCGCCGGGAAGGGAUCUCCAAGCGGGCCCGGAGAUCAGCACCCCAGCCUGCCGGGGCGCAUCCCCGGAGAGCCUGAGGCGCCGGGGCCGGGCCGCCGAGCCCGGGCGUCCGGGUUCCGGGCCCCGUCGGCUGACGCUCCUUCUCCCUCCGCAGAGCGCCCUGACGACGGGACGAUGACGGCAGGGAGCCCCGGAGCCCGCGGGGAGGCACAGAGCCCGGAGUCCCCCGGCCUGCCCUCGGCCCCAGCCCGCGCCCUCCGCCGCCUGGGCCGCCGCCGCCGCCUGGGCCGCCGCCGCUGCUCCCAGCCCGAGCUACUGGGGCUGCGGGCUCGGCUGCGGCUGCGCUCGCCGUCGGGGGCCUUCGCGGCGCUGGGGGCGCUCGUGGUACUGGUGGGCAUGGCUGUGGCCGUGGCGGGCUACUGGCCCCACCGCGCGGGGCCGCCGGGGACCCGGGCGGCCAACAGCACGGCGCCGGCAGAGAUACGACGGUCGGGCCGUCUCCCGGGCCCCUCGGAGAAGCUGAGGCUCCUGGGCCCUGUGGUCAUGGGCGUGGGGCUCUUCAUCUUCAUCUGCGCCAACACGCUCCUCUACGAAAAUCGCGACUUGGAGACCCGACGGCUCCGCCAAGGGGCCCUGCGGGCGCAGGCACUGCGACCGCCCGAUAGCCCAGCCGGGGACGGCGGCCCCAGGACUGCCUGCCGCCCGGGGGGGGGCUGGCAGCCCGAGAGGAGAGACUUCUCGCCCCGUCUGGGCGCUUCCCCCGUCCCGUCAGUGCGGAGCCUGCGCUCGGAGCCCCCGAGCCUCCGCCCGGCCCUGCCCGCCCCUCCGCUCACCAGGUGGUCGCUGAGGGCCCCAGGGCCGCGGGGGGAGCCCUCCCCACCCUGGAGCCCCCGAGGAAGGCUGGGACACGUGGUGAUCGCCGUGCAGCCGCAGGUUCUUGCAGGGCACUCCAAAUCUUUGGACUUGGGCCGGGGCGGGGUGCUGCUGGGAACCCCGCCCAGCGGCGAUCGCGCACACCGCAGCUGGCCUCGCCUCGACCUGCUCAGCCUGGGCGGUUACACCAAACUGGACGGCGGUGGGGACUUAGGGGCCCGGGUCUGAAGUGCUCCAGAGGCAUCCUUCUAAAAGACUGCAGUGCGCACACGCGCUGGGAGUGGGACCGAGGCGUCCGGAUGCCAGCACGGAGCAUCUUCCAGACACUGGUGCUGGCAUCUAGACAUCCGGACGAGCUAGGCAG